This is a messenger RNA of Frankliniella occidentalis (western flower thrips), 4342 nucleotides long. Its product is annotated as NPC intracellular cholesterol transporter 1. The transcript has 20 exons. Gene Ontology annotation, cellular component: membrane. The coding region runs from base 250 to 3363 and encodes 1037 amino acids. The record is from RefSeq and is a predicted model, not a curated record. Lineage: Eukaryota; Metazoa; Arthropoda; Insecta; Thysanoptera; Thripidae.
GCAACAACCCCGUCACAACAACAACAAGCAGAAGGGAUCCAGCAGGAUACUCAGCUCAGGAGCCUGCGGCACCGGCCAGGACCCCAAUGGACUCCAUUAUCAGUCAUCAGCAUCAGCUGUGCUUUGACAGGGAGCAAGGAUCGAUCAUGUCUGACCCAUGAAUUGUGACGGGGCGUGACGACAAGCACUGGCCCCUUUUGCAGGUUGCAAUUUGUUCAGAAGGAUCUGGGAGCUACAUACUUAGAUCAAAUGGAUCCUGAAGAAAAUGCAGCGGGUAACUAUGAAGCCAACAAUAAUGAUGCUGAGAUUCCGGAUGAGCCCGAUGCAGAUGAAGAAGCAGUAAAUGCAUUUCUGAUGGAGGUUGAGAUGGUUAAUCAACAGAUUCUGGAUGAAGUAGAGAUGGAGCCCAUGGGACCCGAAAUUGUGCAUGACGAUGUUUUAAACGACAAUGGUUUGGAUCCCCAAAUCCACGCUCAACACAAUGCGAUGGAGGCAAAUUUCAUGUCUGGUUUUAUUGGUCACAUUGAGGAUUUAUUCGAAAGAUAUGGACAAUUUCUGGCAAUACAUCCUAAGAAGAUGAUCUUUAUGUGGGCAAUAAUAAUACUGGCUUCUAUGAAUGGAUUAUUCUUUUUCAAACAAGAAAAGAAUCCAUUAAAUCUGUGGAUACCACGUCAUUCAGACUUUUUUAUUGACACAAAAUGGCUCAUGCAGGAAUUUGGUGACGGCUUACGGGUACAGACCAUUUUAAUAACUGCUCCAGAUGUUUUACAACCCACUAUUAUGAACCAGCUGUUAGACAUACACUUAAAACUUGUCAAUUCUACAAUAUUUCCAUCCUGGCAGGAUGUUUGCUUUAAGGUACCAAUAAUAAGCUUCAAUGUUCAAGAACCAAGAAUAAAACGGGAUAUGGAAGAUGGGAGAGAAGUCCCUAAAUAUAAACGAACAGAACCAUUUAACCAAAGCUUUUCCAUAGGUGAAAUCUCAAAAGUUAACAGAGUUAUAUCCAAGCAACAAACAUUACAACAAAUAAUGACUGACGAGACUUUUGACCCAUCCCUCAUUCUUGGCAAGGAGCUGUACUGCAAUAUAGUUGAUAACUUUCCCACUGGCUGCCUAUCACAAAAUAUUGUGGAUAUUUGGAAGUUUGACAAGAAUGAAAUCAACAGUCUGACUAAAACUAAACUAAUAGCAGAUCUUAAUACAACAACCUUCAGCCCAACCCUAGGACACCCAAUACCCUUUACUUCCUUGCUUGGUGGAAUUGAAUAUGAUGAAAAUGGAACGAUUGUGUCGGCUCAAGCAUUGAUGGCAAUGUACAUGGUACAUGUAAAUUUUUCCACUGUGGAUAUGGACACAGCUGGAAACGAUGGUGGCACAGCUGAUUGGGCAAAUGGACCAGGUUUGGAGUGGGAAUCUCACUUCAUUAAAAUAUUGAGUGAAUCUGUUAACUCAGUUUCUGGAUUUGAAUUAUACUAUGAGGCUGGGCGCAGUUUUGGAGACAUUAGUGCUGCUGGGAUGUUCCAAGAUAUGGACAAAUUAAUAAUUGGUGUGGUCCUGAUGCUUAUCUACAUUCAAGCCCAGCAAACUCGAGCUAGCUGUGUAUCGUCUCGGAUGAUUCCGGCUAUGGUUGGUCUUCUCUGUAUUGGUAUUGCGUUCUUGAUGUCAGUUGCUCUCUGUUCAGCAUUUCGAAUUCCGUAUGGACCUGUUCAUACAUCACUCCCUUUCCUGCUUUUGGGAAUAGGAGUUGAUGACAUGUUUGUUAUCUCAAGUUGUUGGAAUGCUCUUUCAAUUGAAGAUAAAAUUUCUUCAAUACCAGUACGAAUGGGUCUUACUAUGCGCCAUGCCGGGCUCUCAAUAAGUGUUACUAGUGCUACUGAUGCAGUAGCAUUUCUGAUAGGAUCAAUUACGGGACUACCCUCACUUUCAUCAUUUUGCUGUUAUGCAGCCGUUGGAAUUUGCAUGACAUUUGCCCUGCAAAUCAGUCUAUUUGUUAUAGCUCUGGCCUUAGAUCAACAAAGGGUUGAGGCAGGAAGGAAUUUUUUGAUACCUUGUAUCAAACAGGCACCACCUAAACUUUUAGAUAUGGAAUAUACUCCUCACUGCUCAAAUAGUCUCAAAUUUAUUUAUUCUAAAUUUAUCAUGACUAAAAUUGGGAAGAUAACAGUAGCAACAAUUACUCUCUUUUUUUCAAUUUUGUCCUUUUAUGGUAAUGCAAAUAUAGAGCCAGAUUUCAAAGCAGAGUGGUUUUUAGAUGAAGGUAGCUAUCUUUCCAAGUUUCUUGGGAGAAGAGAUGAAUACUUCCCUCACAUUGGAAGUGCAGCAGGUGUUUAUUUUGGGCAACUUCAGUACAAUGAAGAGUUGCAAAAUAUUGGACAUCUAGUUGAGAAUCUGAAGCAACAGAAAGAAAUUGUGAUGAAUGUUGAGGAAUGGUGGAGUGGAUUUCAACGCUAUGUCCAAGCUCACUUCAACAAAGACAUCGAAGUUGAAUUCAUGGCAGAUGAAGAAUUUAGGCAGUAUAUUUCUGAUUUCCUGUUUAGCCCAACAGGAGCCCGUUUUCAGAAGAAUUUUAGGUUUUCAGAGAUUCUUGAAUGUGGCAAGCCAGCACCCAACAUUACAGUUGCUUUCAUUGAAUUUCAAUUUAGAAGAUUUGAUCAUUCAGCAAGUAAUGUAUGGGCAAUGAAUACAGUAAAGGAACUGGUUUCUGCCGCAAACUUGACCAGUGGGGAUCAAGUGGCUUUUGUUUGGGCCAAAGCAUUUGCUAAUUUCGUGACAGAUGAGAUUAUUUUACAAGAGCUUUUACGAAAUCUCUUGUUGGCUAUUGGAGCUGUGGGAGCAACAACCUUUUUUUUUCUUGGCUCCACGAUUGCCGUUUUAGGUGUUCUCUCUUGUGUGGUCAUGGCACUAACUAAUACUAUUGGCUUUAUGUUUUUAUGGGGGAUGAGUAUAGAGCUAGUAUCAACCAUAGCACUAGUUCUUGCAGUUGGUUUAACAGUGGAUUUUACAGCUCAUAUUGCUUAUGCAUUCAUGAGGGUAGGAGGUUCUGGUGAUGAAAGAGCAAUCCAUGCUGUGACAUACAUGGGAGGUGCAGUUUUACAUGGAGGGAUGACUACUUUAUUAGCAUUGUCGGUGCUUGUCUUCUCUCACUCUUUUAUUUUCACAGCAUUUUUCAAGAUAUUCUUAUUGGUGAUAUUUUUUGGAUUAUUCUAUGGCCUUUUAUUCUUGCCUGUGGCCUUCAGCUUAUUACGCCCACUGCAAUACUUUGUUAGGAAUAAACAACAGCGCAGGAAUAGUGAUGAGCAGGCUGAGGAUGAAAUUGAGAUACCUACUCCUCCUGAAAGACCUGCUACAGGGAGAGGUCUUUAGUUACUAUUGUGAUGAUACACGCUUAAUGAGAUAUCCCAAUUUUUAUCUCAUAGAAGGACAUAUUGCUUUUAGUCAGUUAAAUAUGAAUUCUCUUUAUAUAAGCUUUGAUCAGACUUACUGUGAUAAUCUAGAACCUCUGUUAAGAUAAUCCGGAAAACAUUCUGAAAUCUGUGACCAUUCAUGGUUCAGAAAGAAGUGUUAAACAUGGAAGUGACAGCAGUUCUUCCUGUGUCAAACUCCUUAAAAUAUUUCUACUAAAAAAAAUAUUUAAAAAUCCCUCCACUUAUCGUCUAGUGUACUUGGUGGUAAUACUUAAACUUAAUAAUAAGCUCUUUUUCAACUUACCUACAUGGAGACUUAGGUGGGUGUGAAUUCUCAAUUUUGCUCAGACUCUGUGUAUUUGCUUCUAAUCCAUGUAGAUGACAAUUGCCAGUCAAAUUUUAUGCUGAGUUUCAUUACUCGCACAGGACAGCAUACCCAUUGGAGAAGUUGGAUGGAAACUGAUGGAAGGCAUCUCAAAUCGAAAAAUAGACGUUUUAUACCAAGCAGAUAUUUGUACAGUCUCCCAAAUAUCGCUAUUUUUGUCGAGCAACAACCUCUUCACUGUGGUCAAUAUUUGAAAUUUUGGCCACGGUGUUUGAUGCGGAGUAGUCAUAAAAAUCAAACACUGUGGCCAGAAUUUUGAAUUUUGAUCACAAUUAAGAGUUUGUCGCUGGAAACUAUUAGCAAGCGGCAUUGCCACAUCGUUUGGAUAAAAGGCCUCUGACAUUAUUUUUUUUAAAUCUAACCAGCAUAAGAAGAAAAUAUACAGAGUUUGAGGCAAAUUGGAAUUUUACACCUUGUUAGUAUUGUGUUAUACCUGUUUUGAGUUGUGAUUACAGUAUGAAUGAUACUCUUGGCACAAAUCAUAUCAAUUGUAGUACAAGUUUUGUCGACUGGUUGUAAGUGAAACUAAAUAAAAUGAACAAGCCCUAUGAAA